GGGCCUUUCUGAAAUCGGAGAUGGCUUCCCGCAUCCCCUGGCGGGCCACCUCAGGUUAGGUAAACGUACCAACCUGCCUACCUCCUACCUACAGGCAAUGUCAGGUCGCGAUUCAAGCCAGCAACCGGCACACGGGUACCUGCUUGUCUAAGCUCGAGGCAGGUGGUAUAUCUGCCUCCUUAGGUACCUAGGGAGGUCCGUUAACAGGCGCCGACGUGUGUGUCCGGCGGGUUUACACAGGACCCUCGGCAGGUUGCCUCCUCAAGUAAACCGGUAAGGUACCUCUUAUAGCUAGCGCCAUCGCGGAAUCUUCGCGACAUAAUUUAGCUCGCCAGUCCACCCUGCCCAAGUUUAUCUUUGACUAAAUACCGUGAGCUAGCACGGUACUCUCUUUCUCUUAUCCUUCAAUACUACCAAUUUAAUCUUCGCAGCCGUGUUUCGGCCCUCUCUUCUCUCUUCUCUCUUCCUCCUCUCUCCCGGUCUUGACUCACCCUUCCUCAGUCUAGAGAUGCCUUGUUGUCCGAGAAGGCCAUAGACACACCUGGACUAUCCUCCCGGCCCCGCCGAAGAGCUUCAACCUACCUCUAGGAGGUGCUUGUUGUGCAAGGCCAUUCGGUCCCUACUCCAGCAGCCUACAUAUUCCCGAAUGUGGUCUUUUCACUGCAUACUUGCGUGCUUCGACGGACUGUCACCUUGCGCAUAUACCCGAUCUCGAGAGCGAGCAAAGCAAGCGAUCUCGCAAGAUGUCUGCCUCAUCUUUUAACUUCUAUUCGUGGAGGCGAAGAUCGUCCUCCGUCGCUUCCCGGCCCGAUCUGGCAGAUGUCCCUGACCAACUGUCCAACCCGGCCCGAUCUCUGGGGUCCACGCCGGACAAUUCGCAACCGCUCUCCUCUCCCCUGAGUUACCCCGUUAUAUACAGAGAGCCCACCAGGUCCUUCAUACCUGGACCCGUGAUAGACCACCUGGCCCCCAUAGAUAGUGCCAGCUUCGCCCGAAGCGUCCGCGAGGACACCGCCGAGCUUGCCUCCUAUGUUCUAUCAGACAAGAAGGAUAAGCGGAGCACGUCAUUCCUCAACCGAAUAUCAUCUGGGUCGUCCUACCCCGGCCGUGAACAGCCAACCCCCCAGGAUAAGACGUCGUCCGCCGGCGAUUUUCAAAUAUUGUCCUCUUAUGCAGCAGGCGAGCCGUCCGGACCCUUAAGAACGGCAUUGGGCACCAAAACCGCCUCUGACUCAGGCCCUUCGGCGCUCACCAGCAUGUUUCAAGGCUCAACGCCACAGCCUCUCCGGGAGACGGCUCCGGACGGCGAAACCCUCGGCGACAGGUAUCACUCACCACCAAUAGGUACAUCGCAGUCGAUACUGGGUGACGAGGCAUCGGAAACGUCCCCGCUAUUAAGGCAAAACUCUCCUAUAUGGGAAUCAGAUGUUUCGGAGGUUGGCGAUGCCGAGGCCCAAAAACCGAAAAUGUCUGCACCAAGAUCAUCAUCGAUGCUACUCAGGGACCGUAUCCGCAGCGGUUUUCGUACCGCUAGGAACGUGGUCAAUCCUAAGGCCUGGGAUAGGAAGGUUAUUUGGCGGAGGGCUAUCAGAGAGCCGGUCAGUUGUUUGCCUGCCGUGAUCGUCGGCCUUCUACUUAACAUACUCGAUGCGCUAUCCUACGGAAUGAUCCUCUUCCCACUAUCGAAUCCCGUCUUCUCAAGCCUUGGUCCAGCCGGAAUCUCAAUAUUCUAUGUCAGCACGAUUAUCUCGCAACUCACCUUCUCCUUUGGCAGUAUAUUUCGGGGCGGUAUCGGAUCUGAACUAAUCGAAGUCGUCCCCUUCUUCCACAACAUGGCAGCCACCAUUACCUCGUUAAUAGGAGAGGACCAGCCCGAUGCUGUCAUUGCUACGACUAUAACGUCUUUUGCUAUUAGUUCCAUGUUGACUGGCGUCGUAUUCUACCUGAUGGGGAGGUUCAGGCUGGGCUAUCUUGUCGGUUUCAUUCCUCGCCAUAUCCUGAUUGGGUGUAUCGGCGGCGUGGGCUGGUUCCUCGUCGCGACGGGCCUUGAGGUCUCGGCACGCCUCGAAAACUUCGACUACGAUCUCAACACUGGCCGAAGACUAGUCCAGCCGGACACCCUACCUCUUUGGCUGAUUCCCCUGGCCCUCGCCGCCGUCCUUUUUGGUCUGAAGAAGAAGAUCACCUCGAAGUAUUUCCUACCUAUUUACAUCUUAUGUGUGCCGAUCAUCUUCUACAUUUUUGCCUGCACAAUCGAGGGUCUAAACAUGGAGACUCUGAGGCGGGCGGGAUGGAUCUUCGAGGCGCCCGACGCUGGAGAGCCUUAUUGGUACUUCUGGACUCUCUACAAAUUCAACCUAGUCCAUUGGGAUGCCAUUUUAGAAACAACCGGGGCUAUGUUUGCCUUAACCUUCUUCAGCAUAUUACACGUCCCCAUCAAUGUCCCCGCAUUGGCACAAAUCAACGGAGAAGACAAUCUCGACUUGGACCACGAACUCAAGUUGCACGGCUAUUCUAAUUUCCUAUCUGGGCUUGCGGGCAGCAUCCAGAAUUAUCUGGUCUUCGCCAAUACGUUGUUCUUCAUGAGGUCGGGCGGCGAUAGCCGCUUAGCUGGAUUCCUUUUGGCAGGUCUUACCUUCGGUGUCAUGACCAUUGGACCGGUGAUUAUAGGCUACAUCCCAGUCAUGGUUGUUGGCACUCUGAUCUUCGUCCUUGGGUUUGAAUUGCUCUUGGAUGCUCUUAUUGCUCCGAGAAAGAAACUAAAAAUACUCGAAUAUUUGACGAUCUUGGUCAUAGUACUUACUAUGGGUAUCUAUGACUUUGUCGUCGGCAUUUUUGUCGGCAUGAUUCUUGCGUUCGUUUCGGUCAUUUUCCAUGCGUCCCAAGUCUCAGCCAUCCGGACGACCUACACAGGAGACCAGGUCGGUUCGAUGGUAAGACGAAACCCGUCGCAGCACCACUAUUUGCGGGACGUCGGUAGCCAGACCUACGUGAUCAAACUUUCCGGUUUUCUCUUCUUCGGAACCAUCGUGGGUGUCGAGGAGAAGAUACGUAGCCUGGUAUCUGAUGAAAUUUUCGAGGAGCACCCGAUUAAAUACCUAAUCGUCGAUUUAUGGCAUGUCGCCGGUAUAGACUAUUCGGCAGCCGAGGGGUUUAAAACCAUCAACAGGCUGCUAGACGGAAAGGGCAUCCAUCUUCUUAUCAGUGGGAAGGACGCAGAAAGCAAAAUUGGGCGAGACCUGAGGGCAGUUGGAUUAGGGGCCGACGGGCCCAAUGUCAUGUUUAUGCCUGACCUCAAUUCAGCACUGGAGAGCUGCGAGAACGAGCAGCUAAAGACAUUCUACGCUCGUCAAGAAGCCUUGAAAAUUUCUCGGCCCGCGCUCUCAAGGAGCCUCGAGGUUCCUAAUCAUCGCCAAACAACACAACCUUUCGAAUAUUUGGCACAGUCUCCAAGGAGGAACCAUCUACACCGAGCAGCGAGCAAUGUGCUCGACCAGCAAGAGAUGAGGCGGUCGACAAGGUGGCAAAACAUCAGCGAACCGUUGCGACUCAUGCUCCAGGUCUUCCACGACGUGAGCGAUAAGAACGAGGAUUUCUGGUUCCGAGCGACGCCGUAUUUCACCCGCAAGGAAUACGCCUCGGGAACCAUACUCUACCACCGCGGGGAAUUAGCUAACGGCUUCUAUAUCUUGGAAAGAGGCGAGCUUCGAGCAGACUACGAGACGCCUCAGGGCCGACUAUCCGAACCCAUCGUUCAGGGUACGACGUGCGGUGAGCUCCCAUUCUUCUCAGAGACGAAUCGUACCGCGACCGUGGUCGCGGUAAAGGACUGUGUCACCUGGGUCAUGGGCGUCGAAGACUGGGAUACGCUGCAGAAGGAAGAGAGCGACGUUGCACAGGAAUUGCUUAGAGUGUCGCUCAAGCUCACUAGCGAGCGGAUGGAUGCUAUGACGAAGUAUAUAUCUGCAGUUGGGAACUAAUUCACGUAGGUAGCUAGCUAGAUAAAAAGUGAGGCAUGUUGAUUGUAUCUUCCCAAAUUGCCGCGCGGCCUUCCGAACGUGAUACACGUGCCCCUAGGGAUCUUAACGCGCCAGAGGCAAGUUGUCUAUGGGGAUAUUACUGCUUACUCUUGAUCAGUCGUCGUAGCAUAAACCAGCACCGUUUAAAGCGUUGUAGGCUAAGAUGGACGCCUCAGCCUCCGGCCUCGAUGGCGAAUGUUGUCUUCAGGCCGGGAGUGGCGAUGUAUCAUCAGAUGACCAUGUCGGUCCCUUGGGCUCCCACUGUCAGCUGUUAUGAUGUGAUGCGAUAGAAUAAAUGCGCACCUAACUUAUGACAGCGAUACAUACGCAUCCCGCUGAGCUACCUGUAGGUACCUAUCACUUGUAGUCCCUGGGCACUGGUGGUAGCAUCAUCUUCGCCGGCUUUCGCGCCUGGGUUACGUAGAAUAGUAGGUGGGUAGGUACUGCUGUAAUAUUCCCCUACCGCGGGACACCGCCUGGAUUGGGCGCCGCCAAGGCCUGUAGGGAGCCUGUGGCGCCGCGUCCUGGCCAGUUUACUUCUCUAGGUAGUCCGCUCGGGCUAUCCUCGCCGGAUAUAGCGUACUACUGCUGCUACGGCGCCGCGCCCGGGCGACACAAUUACGUAGGGG
Messenger RNA from Durotheca rogersii, 4648 nucleotides. Its product is annotated as sulfate transporter family protein. The record is from RefSeq and is a predicted model, not a curated record. The transcript is spliced from 6 exons. The coding region runs from base 744 to 3980 and encodes 1078 amino acids. Gene Ontology annotation, cellular component: membrane. Lineage: Eukaryota; Fungi; Ascomycota; Sordariomycetes; Xylariales; Xylariaceae.